Camellia sinensis is the source of this 738-nucleotide messenger RNA. It is a transcript of the gene CHAL, whose product is annotated as allergen-like protein. Gene Ontology annotation, biological process: stomatal complex development; guard cell differentiation. Lineage: Eukaryota; Viridiplantae; Streptophyta; Magnoliopsida; Ericales; Theaceae. The record is from RefSeq and is a predicted model, not a curated record.
AUCAAAGCAAAAGAAGAGAAUCACAUUGACAUUUCAAAAAACAAGAGUCUUUUUGUCUUCUGCAUUUUGGAGGUUUCACUUGUUUAAAUUUGUGUUGAUGGAGUGGAAGACACAAAGAUUAUGGUUUAUGAAGAAAAAUCCUCUGUUUUACUCUCUCUUCUCCAUCUCCAUCUUCUUCUCCUUCUCUGCUUUGGCGCUUCUGGGCACUAUCAGUACCCAAACAACUCCUUGUUUAGAUCAUAUAAGGUGUGGAAUGACUAGUACUCAACCAGACUUUUACAUUCAGGAAUUUGAGAUGUUCACAGACAAAAUGAAGGGUGAAGAGUUGAUAAUGUCCAAAGGCCACAAGAGGGAGGAGGUCUCACUGAGUUUGGGUAGAACAAGGAGACUAUUGAGCGGGCCCGGAUCAUCGCCGCCACGGUGUGCAUCAAAGUGCGGGAAGUGCACGCCGUGCAAGCCGGUUCACGUGCCGGUGCCACCAGGGACUCCGGUGACGGCGGAGUACUACCCGGAGGCUUGGAGGUGCAAAUGUGGCAACAAGUUGUAUAUGCCCUAGUGCUUCUUAAAUAUUAUUUUAUGAAUAUUUUCUCAUUUACUUUACUAUAUAUAUAUCAUUUUUAAUUACUAGUAUAUUGAAGACACUUUUGUUGUCCCCUUUUUAGAGGGAUUGGAUAUUGAAGAGAACACAGGAGAGAGAGAGGGAGAGCAUAGAGCUUGGUUUAUGUAAAAACAAAAAAA